Molecule: messenger RNA, 2216 nt
Organism: Dichomitus squalens LYAD-421 SS1
Lineage: Eukaryota; Fungi; Basidiomycota; Agaricomycetes; Polyporales; Polyporaceae
Exons: 8
Coding region: 19-1929 (636 amino acids)
Biological process (GO): attachment of mitotic spindle microtubules to kinetochore
Cellular component (GO): Ndc80 complex
Source: RefSeq, a predicted model, not a curated record
ACCGGACGACGCAGCACGAUGGCCCCCCACGCUGACACCUACGGAAACGCUCGCUCCAACCUCCCCGUACCCUCAACCGUCAAGAAACCCGCCCACGGCCAUGGACGUAUGUCUCUCGCAGGCCCCGCAAUCCGCGCGCCCUAUCCCAUGCCUCCCCCUUCAAAUCCUAGGCAGUCGCUUAUGCGCUCACAGAAUGUGAACCCGCUACUUCAGAGUGCGAGUAAGCCGCAGUCUUACGGCCGUACACCAAUGCACAAUAACAUCCGGAGAGGGUCAAUGUGGCAAGGAAGCAAUCAAGCAGCCGCACCUCCAUCGAGCCAGACGUUCGCCAAGGACGCCCGCCCCCUCCGGGACAAGUCGUUCCAAGCAAAGAUGCGCCAGGACCUGGGCAGCUUCCUCAUGAGCACCGGCUUCGACGUCGCCCCCCAGAUGCUCCAGAACAUCACAGGAAAGGACUUCCGCGCGGUCUUCCAGCACCUCAUCAUAUGCCUCGACCCGCUGUGGCCGUUCGAGCUCGAGCUCCGCUUCGAAGACCACUUCAUACAGGCCCUGCGCGCCAUGAAGUAUCCGUACGUCGGGCAGAUCGACGUGCGGUGGCUUCCGACACCCGCUGCCAUGCACUCGUGGCCGUCAUUGCUCGGCAUGCUGCACUGGCUGGCCGAACUCGGUAAAGCUCGCGAGCGAUACAUGACCAGUGGACAUCCGACACUGCAGGAUCCUACGCUCGUGCCAGACGAGUUCGAUGACAUCAACCACCACCUCGCGCUCGCUCUGGACCACAAUACUACCGCGUACGAGGUCUUCCUGCAAGGGCAGGACGUCUUCCCGGAGCAGGAGAAGCUUCUGGAGGAGCGUUAUGCGAGGAAGGACGCUCGCGUCCUCUCCGACUUGGAGCAGCGUCGGGAGAAGCUGAUGGAGAUCCAGACCGAUUGGGAGCAGCUGAAGAAGUCAGCGCCGCCGUUUGAGGAGCUCAAGAAAGACAACGGCUCGCUGAAGCGCGACAAGCUCAAGUUCGAGGAGAUCCUCCGCCGGUUCGAGGAGCGCAGGCAGAAGUGGCUGCGCCAGGUGCAGGACGAGAAGACCGAGCUAGAGUACAACCUGGCGGACCUCGAGCGGCUGCGCGCCGAGGAGGAGCGGCUCCUGGGCAUCGUCAAGGAGCAGAACCUCUCGCCAGAAGAGGUGCUGCGGAUGAACACCGAGCACCAGAACCUGACGCGCGAGCUCGAGGCGCUCAAGCACAAGAAGCACGAGACGUCGCAGGUCGUCGUCCGGCUCGAGGUCUCGCUCACGCGCAAGGUGUCCGACGCGGAGGAGGCGCUCGAUCAGUACACCGCGCUGCUGUCCGCGCUCGGGCUCUUCCCCCCGCUGCCGCCGCCGCUCGAGGGCGUCGACCUCGCGCUCGACCUGCGCCCCGCCGCGGCGGGCGCGCAGGGCUUGUUGGUGGGCGCGGACGUGAGGAGCGUGGUGAAGCCGGCGCUGAAUAGGGUGGCGGAGAUGAAGAUGACGGCGCGGGCGGAGGUGGAGAGCGAGCGGAUCCGCGUAGACGACGAGCUGGACCAGCUCACGCUCGAGUGCGAGACGGUCGAGGAGGAGGUGCUCGAGGUGAUGGGCAAGACGAACGCGCUCAACGACCAGGCGGACGAGCUGCGCGAGGCGGCACAGCAGGAAGCUUUGGUCAGCAACGCCGAGGCGUCUCGGCUCGAACGCGACCUCGCGGCUGCGAGGACAGCGGCGAUGGCGAACGGGGUAGGCGUCAAGUCGCGCCUCCAGGCAUUACAAAUCGCAUACCGGGAGCAGAUCGAGAAGGUGAACAGGCUGAGGGAAGAUACGGUCCGCGCGGUGAUCAAGAACAGCAGCGACAUCGUCGCGUUCAAGGACGAGGUGUCGAAGCAGCUGCAGUACCUGAGGGACUUUGCCGAGGCGAACUGAGCGGUGCUCGUGCUGUCAGUUUGCCACGCCGGUUUUGUGCCUUGUCUGUCGUGCUUAUGUUGCGGACAGGUGUCCGUUAGCAUCUGGCUAUACUCCUCUGAGCGUAUGUGUGCGGGCCUCGUUCUGUCUUCGUGUCGAUACCUCUGUCUUCGUAUCCCCUAUCCUUAUCCCGGUUCACAGCGCUUUCCAUCUAAUUUUUUUUGUUCACACAUGGGGCCCUGAUCAAUCAUGUCUGUUGUACAUGUACAUCGCUUCGUUCAUUGUAUGACAUGCCCGUUGGAUUUGGC